Messenger RNA from Cydia fagiglandana, 1792 nucleotides. RefSeq names its product importin subunit alpha-7 (gene Kap-alpha1). The record is from RefSeq and is a predicted model, not a curated record. Gene Ontology annotation, molecular function: nuclear import signal receptor activity; protein binding. The coding region runs from base 189 to 1751 and encodes 520 amino acids. Gene Ontology annotation, biological process: NLS-bearing protein import into nucleus. The transcript is spliced from 10 exons. Gene Ontology annotation, cellular component: nucleus; nucleoplasm; cytoplasm. NCBI's taxonomy places the organism in Eukaryota, Metazoa, Arthropoda, Insecta, Lepidoptera, Tortricidae.
GUCUGCAAAAAAGUGUAAUGCACAAUCGAAUUAAAUCACGAAUGUGGUGGCUUUAAGUUAGUGAAUUUUCAUGUAAUCGGUGUAGUUAAAUUUGUCAGUGGUUUAUGUUUCAUCGGUUUCAUGUACACUGAUUGAUUUCACUACAGAAGUACAAUUUCUUCAUUAACAGUCCGUCGUCAUCUAUCGAUAUGUCUGGCGGUCACAAGCAUCGGUACAAGAACGUAGGGCUCAGCGCUGACGAGUUGAGGCGUCGGAGGGAGGAGGAGGGGGUCCAGCUCAGGAAACAGAAGAGGGAGCAGCAGCUGUUCAAGCGACGGAAUGUUACCCUGCCAGCGGCAAAUGUUCCUGAUAUUGCCUUACAGGAUGACAUCAACAUCUCCCCAUCGGACGACAUAUCCCCCGCGAUGGUGGCGGCGCUCUACAGCGACAACCCGCAGGAGCAAGUGAUGGCCACGCAGAAGUUCCGCAAACUGCUGAGUCGCGAGCCUAACCCGCCUAUAGAUGAAGUUAUACGGACCGGCAUUGUUCCCAAAUUUGUGGAGUUUCUGUCUUGUAGUAAUAACCCUACUUUGCAGUUUGAAGCGGCAUGGGCGCUGACGAACAUCGCGUCGGGGUCCGCGGAGCAGACGCGCAUCGUGGUGGAGAGCGGCGCGGUGGGCGUGCUGGUGGGGCUGGUGGGCUCGGGCGCCAGCGACGACGUGCGCGAGCAGGCCGUGUGGGCGCUCGGCAACGUGGCCGGCGACUCGCCGCGCUGCCGCGACACCGUGCUGGCCGCCGGCGUGCUGCCGCCGCUAGUUGAAAUUUUGAAUAAAUAUACGAGACUAUCAAUGACUAGAAAUGCUGUUUGGACACUGUCAAACCUCUGUAGAGGCAAGAAUCCCCCGACUAACUUCGAAGCUGUUGCACCAGGUAUACCAGUGCUAGCGCGGUUGCUUCACCACACGGAUGCGGACGUUUUGAGCGACGCGUGCUGGGCGCUCUCAUACCUUUCCGACGGGCCCAACGAGAAGAUACAGGCCGUCAUAGACGCCGGCGUGUGUCGGCGACUUGUCGAAUUACUCCAGCACAACAAAUCAACCGUGGUCUCAGCGGCCCUCCGCGCAGUCGGCAACAUAGUGACCGGCGACGACUCCCAAACGCAAACAGUGCUCAACUGCAACCCUCUCGGCUCUCUGCACGCGCUGCUCCGGUCCGGGGCCGAGGCGCUGCGCAAGGAGGCCUGCUGGACCCUGUCUAACAUCACUGCGGGCAACGCAGCACAAAUACAGGCUGUUAUAGACGCAAACAUCUUCCCAACACUAAUAGAAAUUUUAAGGCAAGCCGAGUUCAAAACUAGGAAAGAAGCGGCGUGGGCGAUAACGAACGCCACCAGCGGCGGUAGUCACGCACAGAUAAGGUAUUUAGUCGAACAAGGUUGCAUACCACCACUAUGUGAUUUAUUAACAUUAGCGGAUCCGAAGACAGUGCAAGUAGCACUCAAUGGAAUUGACAAUAUUCUGAAGGCCGGUCAGCAGUCCGACCACCAAGACAAUCCGUAUGCGGUGCUUAUUGAAGAAUGCUUUGGCCUCGACAAAAUCGAAUUCCUGCAAUCGCACGAAAACCUCGAAAUCUACAAGAAGUCGUUCGAGAUAAUCGAGAACUACUUCGGGUCGGAGGAGGAGGACGGUCGGCUGGCGCCGGCCGUGUCGUCCACCACCGACUCGUACCAGUUCAACGCGGAGGGCCUGCCCACGGGCGGGUUCAACUUCUAACCGGGCCCCGACGCUGCUGCCGCUAUACACGCUUAUUGUGC